Messenger RNA from Saccostrea echinata, 3246 nucleotides. RefSeq lists its product as uncharacterized. Bases 3 to 3032 code for a protein of 1009 amino acids. Lineage: Eukaryota; Metazoa; Mollusca; Bivalvia; Ostreida; Ostreidae. The record is from RefSeq and is a predicted model, not a curated record. The transcript is spliced from 7 exons.
AGAUGUCCGUCUUAUAUUGUUUUCUGUGUUCUGACUCCGGUCCUCCUGACUUCACUGACACAGAGUGGCUGGACUUGCUUAAUGAGAUACGUAAGGAAGUGUACGGUAAAUAUACUAAUGUUACAAGUGAGGAAGCACAGCAGAAGCUGGACAGACUGAAGUCACGUGAUUUCCUUUGGGAAGAUCAAGACAAGAUAACGGAGGACACAAAGGAUGAGACAAUGUAUAGGAUAGCGUCAAAAGGUUGGACUAUGCCAUUCUAUUAUAGUAGUUAUGACACAGCCAGUGUGUACCUGAGAUCAGGAGGAUACAGCAGAAAACCUGGAGAGAAGUGUGUCAUAAGUAAUAGAAGUUAUUGUGAUUCCUUACUGAUACGCCGUCUUCAGAUGAACGUACUGACUCACGUCACCAUGGAGGACACACGUAUAUAUGAUGAGAUAUACCAGAUAUUGAAUGUCUCAAACCAAAAACUAGAAUACAGUGACGAUAAAAGAGAAGAAUUUCUAAUGGAUCAAAGAAGAGAAGGGGAGGCUGUACAUUACAGAAAAAAAUCACAGGACAGUGUAGAUCACGUGACGUGGCUCUGGAGAUACGGGAGACCUGACAUCGUGAGAUCCUGUAUAGGUCUCCUUCCACACAGGGAUAUUUACAUCAUCGACAACAAAGCUUACAGAAAACCAAGUACAUACCAUACAUAUCCGCCGGAUGUAAGGUGUUUACUGUACUCCUUACUGUUAAAUGAGAAAUAUCAGUUAAAUCUCAAUGAACAAUCACAGAGAAUCAUAAGGGACAAAAUCAGAGACAGAUAUUUCACUGAUAUCACUCAUGAAGGCUGGGUAGAUCUUCCUGCUGGAAUCACAGAAACACAUAAUGGUGUGAUAACCCUAAAAUCAGACGAUAUCCGACAUGACGUCAUGUACGCCUUUGUUACGGAGUGUUUGGUGGAGGAUAGUGAUCUGGAGUUUUUCCUGACCACGGCGUCACGUGACGUGAUAUCAGAAUACUGCAGGUCCUGGAAUUAUAAGAGGAGUGAUGGAGAGAGAUGUCUGUAUGUACUGCGCAGACCAGAGAAGAUGUACGACCUCUUCAUAGACAGACUACAGCUGGACAUCAUCACACACUGUACCAUGUCUGACAGGGGAAUUCAUGGCAGUAUCAGUAAACGUUUGGUAGUCCCAGAAGAAAUACUUGUAUGGGACCAGGAGGCCAGAGAGCGGUAUGUCGAAAACGCUAAGAGAGGAACAAAGACUGAACAUCACGCCCGGGGAAUGAUUGUAGGAUGUGCCGGGGCAGGAAAGACCACGCUACUUAACCGUCUUCUCGGUUAUAGUGAAAGAAAGAUUGAGGAAGUAAAAUCUACUGAAGGAUUGGAGGUGCAUGAGGAAAUAUUUGAUGUAGAUGAUAAAACAAAAUCAUUAAAAGUGAAAACAAGAUAUAUGGAUCACAGAAAUAAAGAAGUAAAUGCAACAAAUGUUGAAUCAAAGACUCUGACAUUCUUUGACUUUGGAGGACAGUGUGCGUACUACGCCUGCCACCAGAUUUACCUGACCAGGAGAGCUUUCUAUGUUGUGGUGGUGGACGCUUCUAAACGUCUUGACCAGAAGGUGGAUAAGGAAGUGUGUGAUCAAGAUGGAAGCGUUUUUUCUGGAUGGACAUAUGGAGACUACUUCGUAUUCUGGAUAAAGUCUAUACACACCUACUGUGGUUCUGACAAUGUCAACGAUCCAAAGCCCAUAGUUCUGAUUGUAGCUACCCAUUGGGAAGAAAGAAACAGACAGUUUAAGGAUAAAAAGGAAUUGAUGGAAAGCAUGCAACAUCAAUUUCCAAAGUCAUCUAAUUUAUCACUUUACAUCAGAGACGAUGAAGUUUACUGUACAGAGUUUGCUACACCUCUCCAUGAUUUGGAAAAACGUCUCUUCAACAUAGCCUCCGAUCAAAGAUGGAACAAAAACAUUCCAGUAGAAUGGUCUUAUUUUGGAAUAGAAAUCAAUCAGAAAAAAAUCUCAGAGCGAAUCAUGAAAAUAUCGGAAAUAAUUACGAAAGUUCCAGAAACUACUGCAAAGGGACAGAAAGGUUCCGAUGGAGCUGAAAUGGGAAAACAUGAUAUGCUGCGUUAUUAUCAUGAUGCUGGAAAAGCUCUAUAUUUUCAUGAAAAUGGUUUGAAAGAAGAAGUAAUUAUUGACGUGCAAUGGUUUAUAGACGCUUUUAAGCAUAUCAUCACAGACGAGGUACAUUUCAAAGGUAUUCCUGUAAUUCAAGGGGACUGGGAUGAAUAUUACAAAACAGGAAAUCUGCGAGACCGACUUCUCAUAGAGAUCUGGAAACACAAAGAUGGGGAGUUGUAUGACAACCUUUUUAGAGGCGAGUCUUUUGAGCAAGAUAAACGAUAUGUACAAUAUCACAAGGAAUCACUUCUAAACUUUAUGCAAAGACUUGGUUUACUGGCUGUUGGUUCAGAAUCACACUAUGUUCCGUGCAUGAAUCGUAAAGAAAUAGAAACAGAACUUCUAGAUUUCAUCAAAGAAUCUGAAAGUAAAUCAUCUGUUCUUGUGUAUCAAUUUGAUUUUCUGCCAUUUUUCUUGUUUUUCCGCCUUGUUGUUGCCUGUAUGCAAGAAGAUGGCUGGAAUGUCCUACGAAAUCAAGGAACAUCUUGCCUCUACAAAAACGCUGCUUUGUUUUCAUGUAUGGAAAACAACUUCGUUUUAUCCGUCACAGAAGAAUCUAUACAACUUCAAGUAUUUUGUCCGAUACCAGGAAUUAUUUUGGAAACGGUAAAAACAUACAGGAUUCAAGGAAGAAUAGAAAAGAUGUUAAAUGAUUUAGCAGGAACAUUUCAUAGAAAAAUACAGUUUGUCAGAGGCUUUAGAUGUCGAAUGGACAAAGAAAAAACGAUUUCUUUCGAUAUAAAGGGGCAUUUCUUGCCAGAAAAAGACAUUCCAAAGGAAGACCUUAAAUUGUUGUGUCCUCUGCAUUCAAUUAAUGAUCGGCAUUUCAUUGAUACCGCUGAAUUUACUAGAUACUGGAAAUUAUAGACAAAAAAAGAUAUAUACCAAUUGGAAAUAAGUUGAAGAAUUACAAAAGUUACAUUUUCUUAUAUUUCAAUAUGGUUGGAAAUUAUACAUUUUGUUUACAUGAAUGAAAAAUUCAAUUAGUUUUUUUUUCUUCUAUUUUGUCUAAAGUCUAAAAAAAACUUCUUAAACGCCUUACAAUUUUUUUGUCAUUCAACUGAGAAUGAAAACAUGCUUA